Branchiostoma floridae (Florida lancelet) is the source of this 2234-nucleotide messenger RNA. RefSeq lists its product as uncharacterized. The transcript is spliced from 2 exons. NCBI's taxonomy places the organism in Eukaryota, Metazoa, Chordata, Leptocardii, Amphioxiformes, Branchiostomatidae. The record is from RefSeq and is a predicted model, not a curated record. Gene Ontology annotation, molecular function: cysteine-type deubiquitinase activity. Gene Ontology annotation, biological process: protein deubiquitination. Bases 337 to 1770 code for a protein of 477 amino acids.
UGAGUUCACCCGACAAUGCUGGAAGAUGGUUUCACCGUUUCGAGUUCGAAGUUCAUUUUCCGAAUGUCAGACGACUGACUCUGAGGAUGUCCGAAAUCCGGAAAGUUUUCUCAGUUUUCUCACGAAAACUUUCUUACUACAACUUUCUAGCGGUAGCGUCAACAAUAUCUUGUACUUCAUUUCUUCAGAGUCAAAAUAUCGACAAACGUCGAAGCGUUUCAGAGAAUCCACUGUCGUGAUUUUUCUUCAGCAAAAUCCAGAAAGUUUUCUCAGUUCUCUCACGAAAACUUUGUUACUACAACUUUCGUCAGGGAAGCGAGUGCCGACCAAGGAGAAAUGCCAAGACGUAAAAGUAAGAAAAAGGUGCUGACAAAGUUGAAUGCAUGGAAGGCGGAACAGGAAAAUAAGAAGACGGGUGAUGAGCAGGGCAUAGCGGGACAGGAGAAAGCUGAAGAGCACCAAGUAGAGGGAGCAAGAGAAAGGCUGGCUGAUGAGCAGGAUUGUGAGGUAACAGGGGAGUGGCAGGGGGAAGAGUUCAUGUUCAACCCCUUCACAGCAAAUGAUCAGUUGCAGCUGGCAGGUCAGUUGAAUCUUUCAAUUGAACAAUAUAUCAAUAUUGAGCAAAGGAAUGUUCCUUUGGAGACACCUGUCAAUCUCAUUCGGAUGGAAGGGGAUGGGAACUGUUUUUAUAGAGCAGUAAGUUUCCAUAUUUUUGGUACUCAGGAGUAUCAUGCUGUACUGAGGCAGCGUAUGAUUGAAUACAUGUCAACAAUGUCUGAGGAUCUUUGCAGUUUAUUGUUGGAACCAGAUCAAACCAUGGAGAAGUUCCUGUCUGGUGAGUGUCAUCCUGAGGGCCCUCCAGCAAAGCUUGGUACGUGGGCCACACAGGUUGAAAUAGAUGCAAUGUCCUUGCUACUGGGAAGAUGCAUCUUUGUGUAUGGUAAGUAUGGCGACAAUUGGGCAUGGAUGAAGUAUCCAAUAAGGGAAAGUACUUGUGAUAGUACCAUGUUAGAUGACAGUAAUGCAUUGUACAUACAGAAUACAAACCUUGACCACUUUGAUGUAGUAACAACAGUUUUGAGACGUAGACAGACAAGGAGUAUGUCACGGUGCCACAGAGAAGAAGCUACAGAGGUCUCACAAGUUCCCAGUAGCAACAGCAAGCACACACUAAUCGACAACGAUGAUGAUGAGGACCGGAAAAGAGCCAGACGAGAUCAAGAAAGGAAGCGAUACCGUGAGGAUCCCCAGUAUGCCCGGGCCCAACGGGAACAAAAGAGGACCAAGUAUCACACUGACGAUGAGCAUGCAGAGCAGAAGCGAGACCAUGAAAGAGAUAAAUAUCACACUGUGGAUGAGCAUGCACAGCAGAAGCGAGACCAUGAAAGAGAGAAAUAUCACACAGAUCCAAAUCAUAGAGAUUUGAAAAACAGAAACAGGCAGAUUAACAGAGGAAAGAACCAGAGUUUAGCAGAUGUCAAUAAGGAUAUUGAAGAGUUCCAGAGGGAAUGCAAAAAUGGGCCAGAAUAUGUUUGCACUGUAUGUCAUAGGCUUUUGUUUUGCAAUCAAGUCGUAAUCUGUGACAAAGACAAGUAUGUUGAGGCUGUUAAGCACUGUUUAACAGGUACGUAUGUACAUCAAUGCAAUGUAGAAUGCAGCCCACAUGCGUGUCCCACAGCAAACUCUUCCAGGGGCCAAGAGUGGAUAUGUCAUUGUUGUCAUGAACACUUGUCCAAAAAAAAAGACAAUUCCAUACGAGGCCCAGAGUAACAAGAUGAAGCUCCCAGACAUACCUCCUGAGCUAAAGAGUCUCAAUACUCUGGAGUCGCAACUCAUCGCCAAGAGAAUACCAUUCAUGAAAGUUGCAGCUCUCCCGAAAGGGGGUCAGAAAGGAGUUCUUGGCCCAGUUGUGUGCGUUCCAGCAGAUGUGAGCGAAACACAUGCAAUCCUUCCCAGAAUGCCGUCAGAAGCACAGUUAAUCAAAGUCAAACUUAAGAGGAAGCUUCAGUACAGUUCAUAUCACAUGUAUAGACAAAUCAGUCCAUUGAAGGUGGAUGUUGCACUGAAGUACCUUGUAGAAAAUAAUGAACUUUACAGCGGUACGUCUAUUGAUGCAGACUGGACUUUGCCAUGGAACAAUGGAGAAGGGCUUGUUGAACAAUCUGAUGCUGACCAUGGAGGGAAUGACAACUUACAAGUUGAUACAACCGCAGAGCACAGCGAGUUUGUCAAUG